This is a messenger RNA of Trematomus bernacchii (emerald rockcod), 1892 nucleotides long. It is a transcript of the gene krt18a.1, whose product is annotated as keratin 18a, tandem duplicate 1. The record is from RefSeq and is a predicted model, not a curated record. Bases 115 to 1428 code for a protein of 437 amino acids. Gene Ontology annotation, molecular function: structural molecule activity. NCBI's taxonomy places the organism in Eukaryota, Metazoa, Chordata, Actinopteri, Perciformes, Nototheniidae. Gene Ontology annotation, cellular component: keratin filament. Gene Ontology annotation, biological process: intermediate filament cytoskeleton organization. The transcript is spliced from 7 exons.
GAGUUUCCUCUGCUACUGCCUUGUGUCUGUGAGCUCACAUUUCUGCCUCCUCAGCCUGUGCCGCUCUCUCGUACUCACAGUCUCUCUCACUGAAUCUCACACUCCUCCAGCACCAUGCAAACCUCCAGGCAGUCUACAUACUCUGUGCGCAGCUCCAACAGCAGCCGACCUCCUGCCAUGUCAAUGAGCCGUACCUCUGGUCCUGUCUACAGGGCCUCAUCUAUCCAUGGUGGGGCUGGAGGGGGCCGCAUCAGCAUCUCCUCCAGCAGCAGCACUCGAUUGGGAUCAGGGAUGGGAUCCGGGAUGGGAGUGGGUUCAGGAGCUGGGGGCUUCUCCAGCAACAUCCAGGUGAGCGGGAACAGUGGCCACGUCAUGGGCAAUGAGAAGUUUGCCAUGCAGAACCUGAACGACCGUCUGGCCAACUACCUGGAGACGGUGAGGAACCUGGAGCAGGCCAACCACCAGCUGGAGAUUAAGAUCAAGGAGGCCAUGGCGAAGAGCGGACCCGACUGCAGAGACUACAGCAAGUACCAGGCCGUCCUGGAUGACCUCAGGAAGAAGGUGUUUGAUUCCACCUCUGAUAACGCUCGUCUGGUUCUCAACAUCGACAACGCUCGCCUGGCGGCCGAUGACUUCAGAGUGAAAUACGAGUCUGAGUUGGCUAUCCGCCAGUCUGUGGAGGCGGACAUCAUUGGUCUGAGGAAGCUCAUCGACGACACCAACAUGAGCCGCAUGAACCUGGAGAGCGAGAUUGAAACCCUGAAGGAGGAGCUCAUCCACCUCAAGAAGAACCAUGCAAAUGAAGUUAUGGAGCUCCGUAACCAGAUUGCUCAAUCAGGAGUCCGUGUGGACGUCGACGCUCCCAAAGGACAGGACCUGGCUCAGCUCAUGGCAGAAAUAAGAGCAAAGUACGAGAACAUGGCAAAGAAAAACCAGGAAGAACUCAAAACAUGGCACGAAUCUCAGAUAACAGAAGUGCAGAGCCAGGUAGUCCAGAACACAGAGGCCCUGAAGGGAGCCCACACAGAGGUGAACGACCUGCGUCGACAGAUGCAAACCCUGGAGAUCGAGCUGGAGUCCCAGAGGAGCAUGAAAGGGUCUCUGGAGGGCACGCUGAGGGACACAGAGAUGCGUUACAACAUGGAGAUUGAGGCUCUCAACACCAUCCUCCUGGGUCUGGAAGCCGAGCUCACACAGCUGCGUAACAGCAUCCAGCAGCAGUCGCAGGAAUACCAGGCCCUGCUCAACAUGAAGAUGAAGCUGGAGGCCGAGAUCGCUACAUACAGACGCCUGCUGGAUGGGGAAGACUUCACGCUCCAGGAUGCUUUGGAAGACCAGAAAACCGUGAAUACCAAAGUCAUGACCGUCACACAGACCCUGGUGGACGGGAAGGUGGUUUCCUCCAGCACAGAAACCAAGAACCUUUGAAUACCAGAAGCAACCACAUGACACUCCCAACAAUCACUAACCCUGCAUCAAAACACUAACCUAUGAUUGGCUAAAUGUGAUCUGCUUUCAUCUUACAGCACUAACCGUAAAUGUUGCAUUAGACGCUGCCAUUCUAUUUGACUUUCUGGGUACGCAGCUGUUCCACAGGCCGAUGAAAUCAAAACUGGAUUGGAGGGAAACCACAUCAUCUAUUAUUUAUUUCAUCAUGAUUUAUUUAUGUGUUGUGUGUUGACCUGCAAAGUUUAAAACAAUUGGAAAAAUUAGAGCUUUUUUUUCAAAGACAAACCAAUUGAAGACAUUCAAUAUUUUUAAUUAAUAAAAGAGUCCAAAUAAAUGUAAAACAUUUUUUAUGUCAUCAUCUUUGGUUUUCUUUCUGUCCAGUUUUGUCUGUCUGUUGCGCUGUGAUGUUCAGACAUUUCAAUAAAGUCCAUUGGUGAAAUGUU